CAGGAGCCGGAGGCGGAGGCCCUGCCGCCUGCCACAGCUACACCUCCCGCACUGCAGCUGGUUGGGGUGGGGGGGAGAACACCCCUGCUCCCUGGGAGGUAUCGGGAUCUUUCAGCCUUCCUCCCCGCGGCAACGUCACACCUAACGGCCGUCUGGCUCGCUAAAAUCCUUGUUGGGAAGGAGGACCAGGACCCCGAGAGUCGAACUGAAUACAGUGGGAAUAAGAAACUAGGUGGAAGAACGACAAUGCUAACAUCCACUGCGAAAAGGAAGCAUACAAGCUCAAGUUGUUUUCCCCAGGCAAAAACCUGGACACACACCCCCACCCCUCCCACCCUCGCUCGCAGACUUGACUGGCACGCGCCGGGAGCCCGGGCCCGGGCCCCUCGGCGCGUCUGAUUGGCUGCGGGGCAGCUCCCGUCUGCUCUGCCUGCGCCCUCAUUGGGCGAGAGGCGCAGCCAGCGGCACUUCAAAGCGGGUGCUCCUCGCACUUAGGCUGAGUUUUGCCGGCGGGAGCCCAGAGUCCGCUCGGCGCGAGCGCGGGACCCGGGAGCCGUGCGGGACCCAAGCAGUUUUGGAGAGCAGCCGCCAGGCUUCACACCGCUCCCAGCCCCGCCGCGAAGCCCAGAGACCUGCUAUGGCCACGUCUAUACUCGGGGAAGAGCCGCGCUUCGGAACGACCCCGUUGGCCAUGCUGGCGGCGACCUGCAACAAGAUCGGCAACACCAGCCCACUGACUACGCUGCCGGAGUCCAGCGCCUUCGCCAAAGGCGGCUUUCACCCCUGGAAGCGCUCCUCGUCCAGCUGCAACCUCGGCUCCAGCCUCUCGGGUUUCGCUGUGGCCACCGGCGGCCGCGGCUCCGGCGGGCUGGCGGGAGGCUCGGGAGCUGCCAACAGCGCCUUCUGUCUGGCCUCCACGUCGCCCACGUCGUCCGCCUUCAGCAGCGACUAUGGCGGCCUCUUCUCCAACUCCGCGGCGGCGGCGGCAGCUGCUGCCGGGGUGUCCCCGCAGGAGGCGGGCGGCCAGUCGGCCUUCAUCUCCAAAGUGCACACGACGGCGACCGACGGCCUGUACCCGCGCGUGGGCAUGGCGCACCCGUACGAGUCAUGGUACAAGUCCGGCUUCCACUCGACGCUGGCGGCGGGCGAGGUGACCAAUGGCGCGGCGUCGUCGUGGUGGGACGUGCACAGCAGCCCUGGCUCGUGGCUGGAGGUGCAGAACCCCGCCGGGGGGCUGCAGAGCUCGCUGCACUCGGGCGCCCCCCAGGCCUCUCUGCACUCGCAGCUGGGCACCUAUAACCCCGACUUCAGCUCGCUCACGCAUUCGGCCUUCAGUUCCACUGGCCUCGGCUCCUCCGCAGCCGCCGCCUCGCACCUGCUCUCCACCAGCCAGCACCUGCUGGCCCAGGACGGCUUCAAGCCGGUGCUGCCCUCCUACUCGGACUCCAGUGCCGCGGUAGCCGCGGCCGCCGCCAGCGCCAUGAUCUCGGGCGCCGCGGCAGCUGCCGCCGGGGGUAGUUCGGCGCGCUCCGCCCGCCGCUACUCAGGCCGCGCCACCUGCGACUGCCCCAACUGCCAAGAGGCUGAGCGGCUGGGCCCGGCCGGGGCGAGCCUGCGGCGCAAGGGCCUGCACAGCUGCCACAUCCCUGGCUGCGGCAAGGUGUACGGCAAGACGUCGCACCUGAAGGCGCACCUGCGCUGGCACACGGGGGAGAGGCCCUUCGUGUGCAAUUGGCUCUUCUGCGGCAAGCGCUUCACGCGAUCGGACGAGCUGCAGCGGCACCUGCGGACUCACACGGGCGAGAAGCGCUUCGCCUGUCCGGUGUGCAACAAGCGCUUCAUGCGUAGCGACCACCUGAGCAAACACAUUAAGACGCACAACGGGGGCGGCGGGGGCAAAAAGGGCAGCGACAGUGACACGGACGCCAGCAACCUGGAGACGCCCCGCUCAGAGUCCCCCGACCUCAUCCUGCAUGACUCCGGCGUCAGUGCCGCCCGGGCGGCGGCGGCGGCGGCGGCGGCGGCAGCGGCGGCGGCGGCCUCCGCGGGAGGCAAGGAAGCUGCGACUGGCCCCAACGACUCCUAGAGGUUGGCGGAGAGGCGCGAGCAAGCGAGUAGAGACCCCCAGAGCGAGCGAGAGGUUCGGAGUGCGAGCGAGCGGGCGCACGGGAGGACAGGGGUUCCAGUGGGGCCCCGGAGCCCAGGCUGGGCGCGAGGUGGGGCCGCACCGGGCUCCCGGGCCGCGCUGGGAGUUGCCCUCCACCGAUUGCGCCCAGAUGAGUAUCGAACGUGUGGUCCAGAAACAAAAGCUCACCAUCCUCCGACACACUUUUAAAACUGCACACACAGACACACGCACACCCCGGAGACCCUCAACUGCAAGUACGCAUCCGCGCGCGCGCGCGCGCGCACACGCACACACACACACAGAGACACACACACACACACACACACUGCACUCGCACAAACUUCUCAGCGAAGAGCAAUACACAGAAACCCUCCUUCCCUCACUGCCCACUCCCUCUAUCCUCUGUCGUUUUCUCAAAAAAGAAAAAAAACAAAAAACAAAAAAAAAAAAACCCAAAACAAAACAAAAAAACAAAACAAAAACCUAGCCACCAUUCAGCAAAGGACUGUCAGAACCUUGGAACAAAAACAAACGAGACCUAUAAAAGCAGACCCUUUGUGUGGAUUAUAUUAUAUAUAAAAUGCUCCAAGUCCUGCUUGAUGUCUACUUACAAUGAGACUUUUUUCCUUAAAAAA
Molecule: messenger RNA, 2763 nt
Organism: Nannospalax galili (Upper Galilee mountains blind mole rat)
Lineage: Eukaryota; Metazoa; Chordata; Mammalia; Rodentia; Spalacidae
Gene: Sp9
Product: Sp9 transcription factor
Exons: 4
Coding region: 638-2086 (482 amino acids)
Biological process (GO): regulation of transcription by RNA polymerase II
Molecular function (GO): RNA polymerase II cis-regulatory region sequence-specific DNA binding; DNA-binding transcription factor activity, RNA polymerase II-specific
Source: RefSeq, a predicted model, not a curated record